AAAACACCAGGGACCCAGGGGCGGCGAUGGUGACUAUUCAUGAGUAUUCGAUCACGAAUCGAAUAAAUCGAUUCAAUUUUUGGAUUCUUUAACAAAAAAGAAAGCGAAAUGGCGCUUGGAGGUGACGAUCUGGAUUUUGAAUUUUCCCCGAAUAGGUUUCCUAAACACGUUCCAACAGCUAUGGACAAUGAAAUUAACAAGAUCGCUGAGGAGCUCUUCUCUCGGACAGUGGGAGACAGGGUUGUCCCUGUGUCUCCGUAUGAGUUUCCAGAGGAGACGCCAAUUGAGAGACUCGAGGAAAAGAGACAACAGCUCCAGAGACAGAUUACUCACGACAUCACAUUACAACCAGAUAUUUUGGUGCGUGCCAAACAAGAUUUUAUGAAAAUUGACAGCACAGCUGAUUUAGAGGACUAUGUGAGGGAGGCUGAGGAGAGUGACUCAGGGGCUCAAGGACACUCGGACUCGGAUCUGGAACUCGAGUUUCAGAGACUCCUGAUCACCGGGGAGGACGCGUGUGGGGUCCCACGUGAUGAUGUGGUGGAGGUGUCAUCCUCGCUGCUUCGUGCUCUUCGUCUCCGAUAUAAAUACUCAAUGCUCGCCAUGCACAGCUUCUUUCCAACCACGGCCCAGGCCCUCCUCCUCAACAGCACCACAGCGGCCACCCCGGGGACGAGCCCACAGACUAUCCCACCUCCGACUGCUACUGAUACUAUCCCGAGGAAUAUCCAUCCCACUACUGCUUGCCCAGAGACUAGGCCAGAUCAUAUCCUUCCUUCUGCUACUACUACUAGUUUGAAGACUGUUGCUACUGCUACUAGCCAGACUACUACUACUAGCCCAGAGACUAUCCCUCCUGCUAUUGCUACUACCCUGGAGACUAUCCCUCCUACUACUGUUAAAGCGGAGAAUACCACUAGUGCCGCUGCUAGCCCACAGCCUCUCACCUCUCCGGGUGCCAGCUCACAGCCUUACCAAGGCUCCUAUAGACACCAGAACCUUCCGAGGCUGACCCCGGUGACUCCCCGACCCCCGUCACACUCACCUUUCCCGGCGAUGGCGGGGGUGAGUGGAGGGGUUGGGGGAGGGGGGGACCCAUAUGGGGACUACGACGUGAGUGAGUUCCCGGAGGACUGCGGAUUCACCGUAGAGAUGAGGGGAGGAGUGGCUCACGUGUACGAUGGGGAUGAGCUGGUAGACCUUCCCUAUGGUGACCUGGCAGCCUUUAUUGCUGAUAUGAACAUACUCAUGGCUAUGAGUAUCAAUGGACCCCUGAAAUCCUUCUGUUAUCGUCGCCUGCAAUUCCUAUCGGCAAAAUUUCAGAUGCAUGCACUGCUAAACGAGAUGAAGGAACUAUCGGCACAGAAGAGAGUUCCUCAUAGAGACUUCUACAACAUACGCAAGGUGGACACACAUAUCCACGCCUCAUCUUGUAUGAAUCAAAAACAUUUGCUGAGGUUCAUAAAGAGGGCAGUGAAGAGGGAAAGCGACGAGGUGGUGCACAGAGACCAGGGGAAAGAGCAGACGCUCAAACAGGUGUUUGAAGACCUCAAUCUGACUGCAUUCGAUCUCAGCGUGGACAUGUUGGAUGUGCAUGCGGACAGGAACACAUUUCACCGGUUUGAUAAGUUCAAUGCCAAGUACAACCCUGUGGGGGAGUCGAUCCUCAGGGAGAUUUUCAUCAAGACUGACAACUGCAUCGGAGGGAGAUACUUUGCCCACAUAAUCAAGGAAGUAAUGUCAGACCUGGAGGAGAGCAAGUACCAGAAUGCCGAGCUGCGUCUCUCCAUAUAUGGGCGUGAGAGGGGCGAGUGGGAGGGACUGGCGAAGUGGGCAGUGACUCACCGAGUCUACUCCCACAAUGUGCGCUGGCUCAUCCAGAUCCCUCGCCUAUAUGAUGUGUACCGCAGUCGGAAUCAUCUGGAGAGUUUUGAGGAGAUGCUGGGAAACAUUUUCCUCCCUCUCUUUGAGGUGUCGAUUGCUCCACAGAGGCACCCGGAGCUGCACCUCUUUCUCCAGCACGUGACUGGGUUUGACAGUGUGGAUGAUGAGUCGAAGCCAGAGGAGGGUGUGUUCACUGUGAACAGUCCGCUGCCCGGGCAGUGGACUCAGAGCAAGAACCCCUCGUACUCGUACUACCUGUACUACACCUAUGCUAACAUCACCGUGCUCAACCACCUGCGCCGGGAGAGGGGUCUCUCUACGUUUGUGUUUCGUCCCCACUGUGGAGAAGCGGGACCAGUGCACCACCUUGUGUCCGGGUUUCUGCUCGCAGAGAACAUCUCACAUGGACUGCUCCUCCGCAAGGCGCCUGUGUUGCAGUACCUCUACUACCUGUGUCAAGUUGGCAUUGCGAUGUCUCCACUCAGCAACAACUCCCUGUUUCUGCCGUACCACCGAAACCCUCUCCCUGAGUUCCACGCUCGCGGGCUCAGGGUGUCUCUCUCCACUGACGACCCCCUGCAGUUCCAUUUCACCAAGGAGCCACUGAUGGAGGAGUACAGUAUCGCAGCUCAGGUCUGGAAGCUGAGCUCAUGUGACAUGUGUGAGCUUGCGAGGAACAGCGUGCUGAUGAGCGGGUUCCCCCUAGAGGUGCAACGCCACUGGCUGGGAGCCCAGCUGGAACGGGAGGGGCCCCCCGGUAAUGAUAUCCGGCGCACGAACGUCCCCGACAUCCGCGUGGCCUACCGGCACGAGACGCUCUCCCAGGAGCUCGCCAUGCUCACCCAGGCUACACCCACCAGGCCCGAGGCCACGCCCUGCGCCACUCCUUCUAUGGGCAUGCAGAUCACACUCGCUGGUGGCCCGGCUUCGGAAGGUCCUUACAAGGGCACGCAAGGGAUGGGGGGAAGCCUUCGUAUGGGUGGGCAGGUUUCGCUCACUGGCACUCAGCCAGUGGAGAGUCAGGUGACGCCCAGCGGCUCUGGACCAGUGCCCACCGGUGGCAAGACAUCGAAAGUCAUAUUCUGUAAUGAAUGAGAUGAUGGUUUUAAUGUCAAUGAUUUUAAGGCUAUUACGUCACUGUUAUGAGUACUAUUGGAAUUGUACUUUUUAAUGAUAGCAUGUUGCACAUGUUUUUUUGUAUUGGCAAAUUAAUCCGCCCCACAAGGGUCUAAAUUGCUAAAAAGUAAAUUGUGAGAGAGCUGAGGAUGGGUCAAUAUGGAACACGGAACAUGUCCACCUACGAUUAAUUAGUUAAUGAGCCUAACGAUAAUACUUAUGGGUCACUUCCAUGACAUUGCUUAUGCCAGCUUAUGAUACUAGACUUAGGACAUUAGAAAUGUAUCUGAAGAUACUUGGCUUCUUAUAUACUAAGCUUACGAUAGAGACCCAUAGACUCGCACUGAAUGUGAACCAACUGUCACUGUUUUAACAUGCUAAUUACACUUCAUAAGCUAAGCAAACUCAUUGCCGUAUAACCCCAUAGCUAAUGUGCACUGCCAUUUUGAAAUGGAAAAUGAAGUAUAUUUAAGUGUAGUAACAGUAGUGAUUGUUAUAGUAUUUGUAAUAGACGCUUUUCGAAGUAUGUGAUUGGUGCUUAUGUGUAGCAUUUGCAGAAAAUGCUUUGUACAGGCAGACCACUCACUUAGCGCAACCCCGUAGAAACUCUGAUUCAUUAUGGCGCUCUUUGUCCCCUGGAGAAAAUGUUUUGAUAGAAAAUUUGUAAUCAAAUAGUGCAAAGAAAAAGCAUUUACGAGAGUGAGAACAUGAAGCAGUGCUGGGCAGAUGAAACGUCCCCGCCCUCAUCAUUCGCUCAGCUAAUGAGAGCGACGCACGGCUCUCAGCCAACCAGACCCCACCCCCCACUGAUUCGAUUAUCACGAUUCGUAGUCACGAUUAUACUUUAAAAAAUCGAUUAGUUUAGUCAGACGAGAACUCACAAGACCAGGAUAAUCUUUUAGGCUCCACCUAAAAAAACCUCACAACAGAUGUGUACACUGGGAGUGUCACGGAGAUCCUGGAGCUCUUCUCUGAGCAUGACCGCGGAUUGAGAACGCAGCAGCAGUCUCUGCUGCCUUGUAGGAGUCCAGUAAAAUGCACUCGUGAGGUACAGUACAUAUUACUGAUGAUCUCAAUAAUUUUUUUAACAUAAAAUGUAAUUUUUUAGCGCUAUUACUGAUACCCCAAUGAAGCCCUAUAUUGCUCAUACAAAAGAAAUAAUGAUUGGCGCUAACUUCACCAAUGCACCUUGAGCGCGAUGUGAGGUCUGCCUGUAUUUGAUGUAUUCCUACUAUAAUCACCAGAAAUGUCCUUAACGCUCAUGACGUCACUCCACAUCGACCAGCCCCCCUCAUUAAUAAUCAUGAACAGGUUACGUCCUCCACAUGGACCCCCCCCCCCCCCCUCAUAAUCAUGAGCAGGUGAUGCCACUCCACAUGGAGCACCAUCCCCCCUCAUCACUGCACAUCGAACAGCCCCCUCAAUAAUCAUAAGGUGACGUCCUCCAAAUGGACCCCCCCCCCCUCAGCUGAUGUCACUCCACAUGGGGGGCCGAGGCGCCUCCUCCCCCCUCCUCGGCGUCAACUUACAACCCUCACUAAAAAGGCAGAACCCUCACGUCACGCGAUCUCCGUAACGCUAUUGAGACAAGUAAAAAGGACGUAAUGAUAAACGAGGGAUUAUAAGCUUAAAAUGAAAUAGGUCUGUGUCACACCGCACCCUUACAAAUUGCACACGCACUAAUGCAAUGAAUAUCACGUCGCGGUCUGCUUUUCGCUUGCAAGUUUCAGAUUUACUGCAAUACACCCGUCCUUCAACGGGCAAAAGGCUAGUUAUAUAUAAAGUAUAAUUGAAUAUAUGUAUACACAAAGAAAAAUAUGCCCCAUGUAGCCUUUAACAGACUUUUGGGGAAAGUGCUGUUGCAAGACACUAAUGAAGGCUGACACUGCACACAAGGGGGUGGGUGGCCAGCACCAUGCCUAGCCACCUUUGUCUCCUUAAAUGGCGAGUUUUACACUGCUCCAGGUACUCAAUUGAGUACACACUCAGAUAGACAUACAAUUGCCACCAUUCACCAGUAAUUGAAGUCACCACAGCGCUUUGUGCCAGGCUAGGUUCACUGAGGACAUCAAGUGAAGUGUGGAGGGCUUACUAGCAGGCGGUCUUGCUACAGGCCCAAGUGUUAUGAGUUGACUGAGAUAACUAACAGAUGUAUCAUCUGUGGUCUCUGCUGUGCCGCCUCGCUUUCCUUUAGCUGCCCAUCGAAGGGUGACUGCCUCCAUUUUCCCAGAAGCCUCACAGUGCACCAAGCCUAUCACUCCCCAGUAGUCGCCUAGCCUGUCGCGCCUCAGUAGCGUCCUUUGCAAGCCUGCUUCCCAGAGGCUGAUCUUUCCAUUGCUGUUACCAGUUAAUGUCAAGUCCAAUCGGCUCCAAAUCCGAUGAUGACAGCCCAUAUUUUCUCUUUAACAGCCUGUGCCACACCUGUUUAGCCCCCCCCCCCCCCACUCUGUCGGACCAAAGAGAAGUUUUUUGGGCAUGUGGUGGCUGGCAAUGUGGGCUGCAUGACGCAGCUAACACAGUCUGAUCGGACCAUAUUCAAAUCUCUCAAACAUCUGGUUAAACUCAGGAUUAAUUUUAGGCAGGCCACCUGGUGCAGGUGUUCAUUUAAAGUGGGCCAUGUCUUUCGCAUUGAGAAUAGAAGGCAUAACAGCACGAGAAGACAUUGAGCGUCAUGGAGCUAUAGGUCAAGUAUCGUCUACGUAGCAUUACACCACUGAUGAAGAUGAGACCUCGAGUCAUGAGCAGACUGCCCAAGUAUGGGAAUGCUUCCACGAUCUCCACCACUGCACCAAUGAUUAAUGUCACAAGUAAAUUAAUGCUACAUUACCAUAAUUAUUAUGUGAUUCAAUAAACGUCAAAGAUAAUGUUAAGACUACCGUAUAAUAAAAUAAUUACUGCCUCGCA
This is a messenger RNA of Lethenteron reissneri (Far Eastern brook lamprey), 5904 nucleotides long. It is a transcript of the gene AMPD2, whose product is annotated as adenosine monophosphate deaminase 2. Gene Ontology annotation, molecular function: AMP deaminase activity. Gene Ontology annotation, biological process: IMP salvage; AMP metabolic process. Lineage: Eukaryota; Metazoa; Chordata; Hyperoartia; Petromyzontiformes; Petromyzontidae. The record is from RefSeq and is a predicted model, not a curated record. Gene Ontology annotation, cellular component: cytosol.